Molecule: messenger RNA, 15926 nt
Organism: Toxoplasma gondii ME49
Lineage: Eukaryota; Apicomplexa; Conoidasida; Eucoccidiorida; Sarcocystidae
Exons: 8
Coding region: 1-15633 (5210 amino acids)
Source: RefSeq, a predicted model, not a curated record
AUGUGUUAUUCGGGUCACUGUGCUCUGCAGAUUGCCUACGGUGCGACGGGUCGAACGGAUAGAGACGGAAUGAAGUCGAGCCGGGUGCUUCCGAUCGCAUGGCAUGAUAAUAGCGUAACCGGAUGUUGCGGUGCGGAGAGCGACGUCGAGCAGCAUCCGACAACAUCCUUUGCAUUUCAGUCGAUGACGAUCCAUGGCGUGUCAUACAGUGGAGGAUCCCGUGACAUCAGCCAAGUUUCGUCUCCGUCGUCACGCGAAAUGAGCAAUAAUUCAAUCUCCUCGCGUGUGGACGAGGCUCUCAUAGAUGCAGCCGUCGAAGAAAGGAAUUCGUUUGCAACUGCCCAUCGUGGCGGCUCUAUGAUCAGACGAUUUCUGACGUCAGUUUUCUCGUCUUCAAAUGCUCGUCCUGCCGUUCGUGCAGAUUCCUUUCAGAUACAUUCAUUUACACCAGUAGUUUCCACGAGCUCCUCCGACUCUCUAUCGCCGUCGUCUCCAGCUGUGAAUUACCGUGGUUGGACGCGUUCACCUCGAAGUUCAUCGAGGGAGGCACCGGUUGCUGAGGAUGUUGGGGAGUCGUCAGCGGCUCCUACAGGUCGUUCGUUGCCUGGCGCCGCUUGGAGCAGCAGUCAUCCAGGUGGCACAAUUAUCAGACGUCCGAUACGUCUGGAUUCUUACGCGCAGCAUAUUCCUCCACCAGCACGAAUGCGUACUUUGGCAAUAGGACGGAUGCCGAAUGUUACACUUAAGUCUUUCGAGCCGCAAGUUGACACGCCCUCUAGGUCUUCUGAUAGUCACACAUCUGACAGCCCAUACGAAACGGACAAGGAUAGUAGAGACCACACGCAAAGCUCGAGAGCCUAUUCGCUGUGCUCGCCUGGCGUGCAUGGGGGUCGUGGUGAUGCCCUUCGGGGCCGACGCUUAACCAAGUCACGACAAGCUGGCACCCAACGCGCGCGACGCCGGAAGAUGUUUCGGUACCUGCGGGCCAAGAACUUAGUAGAAGCCAAGUCAGGGACACCUCACAGUGCGGAGUCACGGGAACUAACUGCACGUAGUGAUUCUUUGCUUUCAUCAUCGAAUUCCGUCUCCACUGCGAGGUCCGUACAUACUUUAUCGCGUGACAGUCCUCAUGCGAUGGCAGCAUUUUCGGCUGUCCCUCGCCUAAAUUUGUUUUGGCUGCAGAGAAGUGGUGGAAGCAGCCCAUCUGCUGCCGCUUCCUCGAUGAAUCCGGAAGAAAAGAAGGCUGACGUGUACCGAUCGCUGUUUUACAACGAAGGCGAGGAGACCAUCCGACUCGAAACUUUUCUUCGGACGAAGCAGCACACAGUGGGUGCAAGGUCAACUUCAGAGUCACAUUUCGACCAAACAGAACUGCAAAGUGAGCCAAAGAAACAGCUGUGCGAACGUUUAGUUGGAGUAAAAUCAGUGACGACGGUUCGAACUCAGCCGGAAGUCACAACGGUAGGGGAUGAAGCGGGUAGGAAGGAGUCGACAUCCCGUCUGCCUGGCCAGAAGCCAGCAGCGCCGCGUGAACGUGAGUCGCUAAGAACCAGCCAACGAAACAUCGACCGCGAAGUCCUGGAGGGACCGGAUUUAUCAGUCUACCACGGAUUGUCUGAUAACAGUGUGUCAGAAUAUCGCUUCGGUAGUAAGUUAUCGCCGCCUCACGCGGUACGUCCCUACCACUAUGAAAUGUUGGACAUCCCGAGCAUCCGGCGUGUGGAGUUGCAAGGUGCGCAGGUCCGUAUGCCAAUGGCCAAAGAGCUCGUACGCGAUUGGGGUUCUGUCGUCCAGCAGCAGACGACUUCUGAUUCUUCUAGUGACACACCAGCUAUCCGCAGUCGCUCUGCUGAAGCACUCUGUGUCUUUUCGACGCCUUGUACAGCAGACAGCGACCAACGUAUGAAAGGCGCCAUUACCCACAGUCAUAUCAUACGCCGAGGGACAGCGCCAGCCAAAAGAGAAAAACCUCUCAAAAGUACAUUUAUCUGGGGCACUACAGUGGAAGACAGAAACCACCCCAUCAGCCCAGACCCGUUCUCAAGGCUGCAGGGAUGUGGCCAGACCCUCCAGGACGAGCUCCCAUCAGCUCGCACUAGACCGGGAUGGGCCGCAUUGGACUCCAGCCUGAAAAACAAGGACCCGCAGAUUAGCGCAGGAGACGAAGCCGCGAAGGUCGAGCACACGUCAGCGGAACCUUGCCUGGGAACGGUACCGUCCUUUUGUCGGCUUGUAAGAAGUCACGACUUGCUAGAGGCUGGAGCGCAGGUUCGUGUGCUUGGGCCAACGACAGACCCGGAGACAGAGACCGCUUCUCAGCUCCAGACAACUGAGCUUGCCACGCUGACAACUGUGGAUCCAUCGUUGUCGGAAAUGAGCCGGUCAGUCCGAGUGGUGCCCAGAGAAAUGGUUGAAGAUGAUGGACAAUUCGGGUUGUCUGUCUCUAUGCGAGAGGCGUGCGCAGCGGCUUCCGGGAAAAACAUAAAUUUCGAGAUAAAAACCACGGCGCCGUACAAGGGCACAUCUCUGUUUAAGGCGGGAGCAAGACGCAAGAGUUCAGACGGGAGCUGCCCGCCUCCUAUUGAAUCGAUUGACAGGUCAACGGAUGUGGCAACUGAUCACAGUGGCAGACGAUUUGACACUCCCACGAUUCCAAAGUCCUGUCUACGCCCUGAACAGAUUACUGCCUUGGAGCGCAAACAACCCCCUGCGGAAUCCGACGGCCGCACAGCUCCAGCGGUAUCACACAUUCAAGAGAUCACUCCCGCAGACUCACCUUCAAGGCACGAAUACAGCCAGACUGCCAGACGACAGCGCCAACAACCCCCAACACCGGGAACCCGUCACCCUCAGUCUGGAGCGCGAGCUCAUAUAGCAGACGGUGCGGGACAGCAUAGCGAAAAGGAUGUACAUCUUCCCAUGGAAAAAGAACAGGCGCAGGCGACGCGGUUGCCCGACGCUCCGGUGGAGACUUCCUUGGAGUCGCAACAGAGGACCGCAGAUGCCCAAAACGCGCCCGAUGUGUGCGAGACUGUGGGGAGAGCAGGGGGCUUUGGGGGUGCGGAAUCUGGCGGGGAGGAGGCAGUUGUGUUUGGGCCGAUGACAGAGGCUGAGGCACAGGCGACGCGGUUGCCCGACGCUCCUGUCGAGACUUCCGUGGAGUCGCAGCAGGAGACCAGAGAUGCCCGAGAGGCGCCAGAUGUGUGCGAGACUAUGGAGAGAGCAGAGGGGUCUGAGGGUGCGGAAUCUGGUAGGGAGGAGGCACUUGUGUUUGGGCCGAUGACUGAGGCUGAGGCGCAGGCGACGCGGUUGCCCGACGCUCCUGUCGAGACUUCCGUGGAGUCGCAGCAGGAGACCAGAGAUGCCCGAAAGGCGCCAGAUGUGUGCGAGACUAUGGAGAGAGCAGAGGGGUCUGGGGGUGCGGAAUCUGGUGGGGAGGAGGCAGUUGUGUUUGGGCCGAUGACAGAGGCUGAGGCGCAGGCGACGCGGUUGCCCGACGCUCCUGUCGAGACUUCCUUGGAGUCGCAACAGAGGACCGGAGAUGCCCAAAACGCGCCAGAUGUGUGCGAGACUGUGGAGAGAGCAGAGGGGUCUGGGGGUGCGGAAUCUGGUAGGAAGGAGGCAGUUGUGUUUGGGCCGAUGACAGAGGCUGAGGCGCAGGCGACGCGGUUGCCCGACGCUCCUGUCGAGACUUCCUUGGAGUCGCAACAGAGGACCGGAGAUGCCCAAAACGCGCCAGAUGUGUGCGAGACUGUUGGGAGAGCAGAGGGCUCUGGGGGUCCGGAAUCUGGUGGGGAGGAGGCAGUUGUGUUUGGGCCGAUGACAGAGGCUGAGGCGCAGGCGACGCGGUUGCCCGACGCUCCGGUGGAGACUUCCUUGGAGUCGCAGCAGAAGACCAGAGAUGCCCGAAAGGCGCCAGAUGUGUGCGAGACUGUGGCGAGAGCAGAGGGGUCUGAGGGUGCGGAAUCUGCUAGGAAGGAGGCAGUUGUGUUUGGGCCGAUGACAGAGGCUGAGGCGCAGGCGACGCGGUUGCCCGACGCUCCGGUGAAGACGUCCGUGGAGUCGCAGCAGGAGACCAGAGAUGCCCGAAAGGCGCCAGAUGUGUGCGAGACUAUGGAGAGAGCAGAGGGGUCUGAGGGUGCGGAAUCUGCUAGGAAGGAGGCAGUUGUGUUUGGGCCGAUGACAGAGGCUGAGGCGCAGGCGACGCGGUUGCCCGACGCUCCGGUGGAGACUUCCUUGGAGUCGCAGCAGGAGACCAGAGAUGCCCGAAAGGCGCCAGAUGUGUGCGAGACUAUGGACACAGCAGAGGGGUCUGAGGGUGCGGAAUCUGGUGGGGAGGAGGCAGUUGUGUUUGGGCCGAUGACAGAGGCUGAGGCGCAGGCGACGCGGUUGCCCGACGCUCCGGUGAAGACGUCCGUGAAGUCGCAGCAGAAGACCAGAGAUGCCCGAAAGGCGCCAGAUGUGUGCGAGACUAUGGAGAGAGCAGAGGGGUCUGAGGGUGCGGAAUCUGCUAGGAAGGAGGCAGUUGUUUUUGGACCGAUGACAGAGGCUGAGGCGCAGGCGACGCGGUUGCCCGACGCUCCGGUGAAGACGUCCGUGGAGUCGCAGCAGAAGACCAGAGAUGCCCGAAAGGCGCCAGAUGUGUGCGAGACUGUGGCGAGAACAGAGGGGUCUGAGGGUGCGGAAUCUGCUAGGAAGGAGGCAGUUGUGUUUGGGCCGAUGACAGAGGCUGAGGCGCAGGCGACGCGGUUGCCCGACGCUCCUGUCGAGACUUCCGUGGAGUCGCAGCAGGAGACCAGAGAUGCCCGAAAGGCGCCAGAUGUGUGCGAGACUAUGGAGAGAGCAGAGGGGUCUGAGGGUGCGGAAUCUGCUAGGAAGGAGGCAGUUGUGUUUGGGCCGAUGACAGAGGCUGAGGCGCAGGCGACGCGGUUGCCCGACGCUCCUGUCGAGACUUCCUUGGAGUCGCAACAGAGGACCGGAGAUGCCCAAAACGCGCCAGAUGUGUGCGAGACUGUUGGGAGAGCAGAGGGGUCUGAGGGUGCGGAAUCUGGUAGGGAGGAGGCAGUUGUGUUUGGACCGAUGACAGAGGCUGAGGCGCAGGCGACGCGGUUGCCCGACGCUCGUGUCGAGACGUCCGUGGAGUCGCAGCAAGGGACCAGAGAUGCCCGAAAGGCGCCAGAUGUGUGCGAGACUAUGGAGAGAGCAGAGGGGUCUGAGGGUGCGCAAUCUGGUAGGGAGGAGGCAGUUGUGUUUGGGCCGAUGACAGAGGCUGAGGCGCAGGCGACGCGGUUGCCCGACGCUCCGGUCGAGACGUCCGUGGAGUCGCAGCAGGCGACCAGAGAUGCCCAAAUGGCGCCAGAUGUGUGCGAGACUGUGGGGACAGCAGAGGGGUCUGAGGGUGCGGAAUCUGGUAGGAAGGAGGCAGUUGUGUUUGGGCCGAUGACAGAGGCUGAGGCGCAGGCGACGCGGUUGCCCGACGCUCCGGUGGAGACUUCCUUGGAGUCGCAGCAGGAGACCAGAGAUGCCCGAAAGGCGCCAGAUGUGUGCGAGCCUAUGGACACAGCAGAGGGGUCUGAGGGUGCGGAAUCUGGUGGGGAGGAGGCAGUUGUGUUUGGGCCGAUGACAGAGGCUGAGGCGCAGGCGACGCGGUUGCCCGACGCUCGUGUCGAGACGUCCGUGGAGUCGCAGCAAGGGACCAGAGAUGACCGAAAGGCGCCAGAUGUGUGCGAGACUAUGGAGAGAGCAGAGGGGUCUGAGGGUGCGCAAUCUGGUAGGGAGGAGGCAGUUGUGUUUGGGCCGAUGACAGAGGCUGAGGCGCAGGCGACGCGGUUGCCCGACGCUCGUGUCGAGACGUCCGCGGAGCCGAAACAGGCGGUCAGAGAUGCCCAAAUGGCGUCAAACGUUGGCGAUAGUGUAGGGACAGCUGAGCAGUCUGAGGGUGCGGAAUCUGCUAGGAAGGAGGCAGUUGUUUUUGGACCGAUGACAGAGGCUGAGGCGCAGGCGACGCGGUUGCCCGACGCUCCGGUGAAGACGUCCGUGGAGUCGCAGCAGAAGACCAGAGAUGCCCGAAAGGCGCCAGAUGUGUGCGAGACUGUGGCGAGAACAGAGGGGUCUGAGGAACGCCUUGCCGUGAAUCAGGGGAGCUGUCAAAUGGGAAGUGUCAAGAACAUCCAUCCAGGUCCUGGCAAUGAAAUUCAGUCUUCGGCGGGUGAAGGCGCUUCCUGCGUCGCCAAUGUAAGGGGCCGGCUGCAGGACCCCCAGACGUGCACUCCGAGCGUUUCCUGGAUGUCGGCCUUAAUCGAGCUCAUGAACGCUACUGGAGUUUUGCAGCACCCCGUUCAGAAUGCUGCCCUCUGGAAGGAGGCAGUUGUGUUUGGGCCGAUGACAGAGGCUGAGGCGCAGGCGACGCGGUUGCCCGACGCUCCUGUCGAGACUUCCUUGGAGUCGCAACAGAGGACCGGAGAUGCCCAAAACGCGCCAGAUGUGUGCGAGACUGUUGGGAGAGCAGAGGGGUCUGGGGGUGCGAAAUCUGGUGGGGAGGAGGCAGUUGUGUUUGGGCCGAUGACAGAGGCUGAGGCGCAGGCGACGCGGUUGCCCGACGCUCCUGUCGAGACUUCCGUGGAGUCGCAGCAGGAGACCAGAGAUGCCCGAAAGGCGCCAGAUGUGUGCGAGACUAUGGAGAAAGCACAGGGGUCUGGAGGUGCGGAAUCUGGUAGGGAGGAGGCAGUUGUGUUUGGGCCGAUGACAGAGGCUGAGGCGCAGGCGACGCGGUUGCCCGACGCUCCGGUGGAGACUUCCUUGGAGUCGCAGCAGGAGACCAGAGAUGCCCGAAAGGCGCCAGAUGUGUGCGAGCCUAUGGACACAGCAGAGGGGUCUGAGGGUGCGGAAUCUGGUAGGGAGGAGGCAGUUGUGUUUGGGCCGAUGACAGAGGCUGAGGCGCAGGCGACGCGGUUGCCCGACGCUCCUGUCGAGACUUCCUUGGAGUCGCAACAGAGGACCGGAGAUGCCCAAAACGCGCCAGAUGUGUGCGAGACUGUGGAGAGAGCAGAGGGGCCUGGGGGUGCGGAAUCUGGUGGGGAGGAGGCAGUUGUGUUUGGACCGAUGACAGAGGCUGAGGCGCAGGCGACGCGGUUGCCCGACGCUCCUGUCGAGACUUCCUUGGAGUCGCAACAUAGGACCGGAGAUGCCCAAAACGCGCCAGAUGUGUGCGCGACUGUGGAGAGAGCAGAGGGGUCUGGGGGUCCGGAAUCUGGUAGGAAGGAGGCAGUUGUGUUUGGGCCGAUGACAGAGGCUGAGGCGCAGGCGACGCGGUUGCCCGACGCUCGUGUCGAGACGUCCGCGGAGCCGAGACAGGCGGCCAGAGAUGCCCAAAUGGCGCCAAGCGUUGGCGAUAGUGUAGGGACAGCUGAGCAGUCUGAGGGUGCGGAAUCUGGUGGGGAGGAGGCAGUUGUUUUUGGACCGAUGACAGAGGCUGAGGCGCAGGCGAGGGGGCUCCCCGACGCUCCUGUCGAGACUUCCUUGGAGUCGCAACAGAGGACCGGAGAUGCCCAAAACGCGCCAGAUGUGUGCGAGACUGUUUGGAGAGCAGAGGGGUCUGGGGGUGCGGAAUCUGGUAGGAAGGAGGCAGUUGUGUUUCGGCCGAUGACAGAGGCUGAGGCGCAGGCGACGCGGUUGCCCGACGCUCCUGUCGAGACGUCCGCGGAGCCGAGACAGGCGGCCAGAGAUGCCCAAAUGGCGCCAAGCGUUGGCGAUAGUGUAGGGACAGCUGAGCAGUCUGAGGGUGCGGAAUCUGGUGGGGAGGAGGCAGUUGUUUUUGGACCGAUGACAGAGGCUGAGGCGCAGGCGAGGGGGCUCCCCGACGCUGCUGUCCAGACGUCCGUGGAGCGAAAGCCGGUUUCGCGAGAAUUGAAGGACCAGCGUUUGUUGCGCCAUAUUGAGGCGUCAGGUGAAAGGGGUAGGGGUCCUGAAAAGGCUGGUGUGUCGGUUUGGAGGGCGAGGAAUGUGAUGGAGGAAUGCGGUCCCGACCGAAAUGCGGUGGAGGGGCGGUCUUGUUCACAGAGUGAUCUGUUUGAGUUGCAUGACGGUGCAGUAUGCCACAUUCAGACUGAGAUGGGUGAGGGCGGUUUGAAGGGUUCCGAGUCCAAAGAUCUGCGUCAGUUGCCGUUGGGUUGGAUCGGGAGUAGUGUCUCGGGUGUGGUUGCCGGGGUGAGUACUGGUACUUUUGCUGUCCCUGUGGCACCAUGCCCUACUGAAGGUGGUGAACCGAAUGAGCCGACAAGGGAAGUUUACACGCAUAGGUCCGUUACAGGGUGCUUUGCAAGGACAGAAAAACAAGAACAUUCAGGGCCAAUGUCUGCCGACGCGGCUGAAGAAUUAAGGAUGACUCGCGACGCUUUAUCUGUUUUCUCAUCCCCUCCAUCGUCCCCACGAUCUGUGCAGUUGCUGAAUCAUGCCCGGUCGCAUCCUGAAGUCCCGCGACUCGACUUGUAUUGGCUGAAAAAAGGAGGCCGAAGACGCCCAAUUAAGACCCGCAGUGACCUAGAGUUAUGUACGCCAACACAAGUGACGGGGCAAGCGCUCCCGCGGAUUGCCACGGUAGACGCUAUCCCAGUCAUUCAAGCGUGUGACGGUCCUGAGGCAAUUAAGGCAGGUAUCAUUGCUUCUCUGUUUGAAGAUGAUUUGUCCGAGUUCGAAUCCCUGCCUAAGCAGAGCGAAGUUUCUGUCUCUUCAGUUUCCGACGCAGUGACACCUGCGGUUCUGUGCCACGAUGCGUCGUCACCUGCCUCUUCCUUCAAGCCACGCAACAUUGUACAGGCUUCUCGACCUCAGCAUCACCAGAGCUUGCGCAGCUCAGCAGGGUCCGCACAGACAGCAGCGGCGCGUUCCCGUCUCCAUACCCAAGGUGUGGCAGCAGAAUCAAAGACGGAAAGCUCGGGUAACCCUUUUGCGAUCGCAAUGCAGAAUGUGGAGCAGAAUGGUGGAGGACAUGCGCCCAGCUCCCUCGAUCGUGCUCACCGUGUCGAGACAGCAACUUCCUCUCAGCAAGCUGCUGCAUCGGUCCUGCGAAAGCGUGCCUCUGACAGGUCCGAAUCGGAUCCUGCCGUGUUCGAUGGUGUUUCAAGUCAGUAUGGAAUGGGUCUUGAAUCCCUCAAAAAAACCGGAACAGUAGUAGAGGCUGCAAAUCCAUGUUCCAGUGCAGGGUAUGAAAGGUUCUCGAGUACGCUGUCUUCUACUAACAUGCCGAUAAGUGCUUCUUCCCGUUCGCAGUCACAAUCGGCGCUGGUGGAUGGUUUGAGGCGGUCGUCCUGGAACCUGAGCGACGAUGUGCACGCUGCUAAAGCGGCUACAACAGAACGAGGCAGUGCAAGAACUCGAGGGACGCAGCAGUUGGUCGGGGAGAAGGACAAGAAGGCAAGCGUCUCACUUCCCGUACAAGAAAAAGCGGACCAAGGAAUCGUUACUCUCGGAAUGCCUAGAGAGGCCAAAGGCCGCUUUCCGGUCCCGACGUCCACAGCUGAAGCCCCAGGGGAUUCUUUGUGUGUUGACGACGCCGGUGGUACCUCAGCGUUAUUUGCAAACCAUAAGGAAGCAAUUCUAUCGAAAAAGAAGACGCAAACAGAACAACCUAAAGAGGCGGAACAUUGGGGAGGCGGGGACACGAAACUCAAGAAGGCGUCUAAAGACGAGCGGAGGACCCCUUUUAUUUCCCGAAGUGAGGCAAUGUUCGGCACUUUGUCCGGUGGCCCAGUCUCAAUGUCCUGUCGUUGCAAGGACGACAGCGAAGGUGUACCUGGGCGACGCCUAGCUAAGGCCUGUGAAACCAAGGCCGGAGCUGUUGGCAACACCUUUAAUUCUGGCGAAGCACGGGAAACGGUGGACAUGGCCCAGACUAGCGCGAACCAAGGCACAGGUGAAGUGCCACAAGCAAGGCCUGCCGUAGAACAUCCUCUGGUAACGAGGGAAAAUCAAAUAAAUGAGGCGUCCGAUGGCGCGGAUUUUUUCGGUGAAAAAGCGUUAGGACAAGAACGUGCAGCCCCCGCUCAGGAACCAAAGGAUGGUGAUCGAAGCAGGGUCUCCUUGCAACAACCUGAGAUCGAAGGGUCGUCAAAGAGCAAGCAGAUUCGGAGGCAGAGUGUUUCUGGCAUUUCACAUCCACCGGCCCUGGCAGUGGCAUCUUCCCAACGUGAAAAGCUUGGCAGAAUCUCUCGGACGCCAAAAGGGAAGACAGGUCACCUCGAAAAACAAUCGGUCCAGAGAACUGCCUUACUUUCAGAACCUGCUGAAGGGGCCAGAGUUCUUAUGGCUGAGAAUCGUCGACAAAAAAUAACACCUGGAGUGUGUCUACAAGCCGCGCAAGCUAAUGCUCGAGUAGACUCUGCGAUUCAACGUUUCAAACAGGGAGUCCCUGCGAGAGAGAAAGGGGUUCAGCUGACGUCAGUGGAUGCGGCAUCUGACAGAAAACCUUUGAUCGACGAAACCACAUCGUCACAAGACAUAGAGGUUAGCAAACGACCCAGAAUCCCAAAGAGCCUGUCAGUGGCUCGACCAGCUGAUAAAGCAAGAAGCAAGCCAGCAGCGAGCUCCACGAGUGUCACAACGGUGGAGAGCUCCAAGAUCAGGAACGAGUCCUCGACGCGGCCGUCGGCACCUGCUCCCAAACUGUCUGAUGUCGCAGGACGAGAGACGCCUGUUGAAUGCAUGAACGUGAGCGAGAGACAAAGCCGCCUGACCCUCCCGAAGGCGGGUGUAGGUGAGGACGUGUCGGCUGUGCGUGCAAGAGUAGCGCGCAGUUCAGCGUCUAUUUUCGGUUUUCGUAGAAAUGCACAGGAGCAUCUGGACGGUGGUCGCGAAGUGUCCGUCCAAAGAGGCCGGGGGACAGAACCUAGGCAGUUAGGAAAGAAAGCGUUUAUUUCCUGGGCGGCGCAUCGGGAAAACUUGCAGCCGACGGGAAUGAAGAAUCCAUCUAAGCCGUUGCAACCGAAGUACCCUGUAGCCGCCUCUGAUAUUUUAAUUUCACGCACCAGGCAACACGUCAGCGAGGACUCAGUUUCAAUCGACAGCGAAGGUCAGGAGCAUCGUGCCGCCGCUCAAAGAGAAGCUGUGCCGCAGACUGUCCACCCGGUAUCCAGGUCGCUGCAGGUGUUCCGGAUUCCUACGAUUAGAACCCAGCGUUUUGGAGUUCGUGGCUCGGUCCACAAUCCCUCAGUCGCAGAGUCCAAAGCGAGUGAUUCACAAGAACAGCGAAGUGUUUCCUCAUCCGCAUCACCUCCCGUUGCUGAGCCAUCGACUCAGAACAUUGAGCGCAGGCAGGCGUCAGAACGAGUGAAUAACCCGGAUACGCAAUGCGUCAAAGGACGGAGUGCCGAGAGAAAAGAAACUGGCCGAUGUCUAUCUGCACACGCCAGAGCGUCGAUGCAACCGGCGAAGGCCCUGAAGGUGGACAGUAGAUACACGAUUGCAAAAGUUGGCUCUGCACAUGCUAAACGGAAGCUGGAGAACACUGCGGUGCGAGGUCUAUCAAGUGCAUGCGACGUCGCCAGCGCCGUAAGCGAAAGGAAUCAGACACGGGCCACGAAGCACAAAGGAGAAGCGUCCAAGGCCGUUGCAUCGACGGCGAAAGCUGACUGCGUAGCUACUACACGGCACUUGUUUGACAGGGGAUCGGUACCAGAGUUUUCUGCCGGUCCGGUGGGUCCCAGAACUGCUGUCAAAAGCCAUGUUUCGGGCGCGAAGUCGCAUACAGAACCAACUGAAAUUAGCGCAAAGCUCAGUUUAAACGCAGUGAGACCCAGUCAAUCGAAGGAUAUGGCAAAUGUCAGGGAGAAUGUAUCCACCUCGCCAAGGUCAACGACCCAGGAAGUGUCAGGCUGUCAAGCGAAGAAUACACGGUUCGCCGUUUCAAAGCGAGUGGCUCCUACAUCGAUGCGCAGCGAAGCUGCUCAAUUCACAGGGCCUUCGUCCCACGCUCAUGAAGUGCCACAAGCGAAAACAAGUCGGACAACGCCUCCGUUAGAAGCCCUGAAAAAGCACCACGCGUUUCUACCGCGUAGCUCUCCGGGUACGAAACUGGCGAAUGGUCCGUUAACUGGAGGCAGUGCGGCGACAAAAAAAACUGAUACCGAUGCGCAAGAGCACGGAGGAGCUGUAUUGAAGAAACCUGUUCGAAGCGGAAUUCCACAUAUCUGUCCCCCCAUAUCCAGGCAGCGGCUGACUACGUCCGGAAACGAUCCCACAGAGGAAAAUGUCGGUGGAGAGGCAAACACUUCAGCAGGGCAGCGUCCGGCAGCACGCACAGCCUAUGGUGUGACGAAAGCUUCUAGUGUAUAUGGUCGUGCAAAGACCGUGAAACGCUUAGAAAAGUCCCCCUUAGAACUCGAAACUUCAGAUGAGAAACCCAUCCUACCUGAGGCCGCGAAGGCGUUGAUGCAACCAAGGCAGUGCCGUCUCGUUCCACUUCCGAAGACACAAGAAGAGAAGGCAGUUCGUCUGCAGGCAUGGUGGCGGGCAGAGCAGGUUCGCACGUGUCUCCGUGCGACUAGUUGUAUACGAGAGGCAAAACAUCCGUUCUUUCUCUCUGGUAGAACGGUUUUCCCAGAAAGAGAGUCGAGGGGUCUUGAUGGGGGUCGACCAUAUCCGGUAGAAGUCUCUUCCUCGGAUGCUCCAAAAUCAUUUGCUGCUAGUCGCCUGAAAAACUCCCCGGUUGCCGAGGCUGCCACAAAAAUUCACCCGGGCUUUUCUGUAGAGGAUGAUGCGGUUGGAAAGAAAGGCACGAGUUCUUCGGGUAGGUCGUGUCUGCUGGCGGCGUCGUUGAAAUGGGAUGAUGAUCCCUGGAGCGCAUGCAGCGCGGACACCGAAGCGGCCAUAUCGAGUUCGGCUGUGGUUGCAGCAAUUUUUUCAGGAGCCCGGCGCUCAUCGUCAACUUCGUGGAAGUCGCCACUGCACAGCGGAGACAACACAGGAAUCAAACGCGUGAGCAACGCCGCUCGUUCCGAAAGAGAUGAUUCAGAAAGCACUGGGAAUGGAGAGGAUCACACAAAGAAGGGGGAGCCUCGAGUCCGUGGUCUACCCAUGUCCAAAUUGGAUAAAGGGACUUCUGGUAUGCAUGCAGUGGGAAGCUCUGUAAUAAAUGGACGCGAAAGCCAGCCCUCGUCAAGAACGCGGAAACAAACAAGCUUCGGAAAGAUGGACAGCAGCCCUGAAAGUCUCUUUUCCAGGAGGACAGAGUUGCCGACGGCACUGGUGGAGAAAGAGGUGCUAGUGACGCACGCGUUGCCUUUAGAUCCGGGUACGGGGCUACGUGUGACGGAGAAUGAAACAUGGUCAGCAGCGGGACGGUGGAUAUCAUCAGGGCAUAGUAAAGAAGACGAGGGCCAGGUUGGCAGACGUCUCAGAACUGAAGUAACAUCGAACAAGGGCACGCGUCAGAAAUGUGAAGCAAGAGAGGUACGGCCUAGUGGUAACAACCAGGGAAGCAACGGAACCGAACACACGUUUGGUUUUCGUAUGCAACGUCGAGACAAGAGAUCUAUCGAAGACGCACACCAUAGGGAGAUCAAACACUGGCACGAAGUGGGAAAAUUCGAAGGACCACUCGAGAUGACACAGCAAAGGCGGACCGAACAUGGUACCGGCACGGGCAACGGGGUACGAAAUCAAAAUGAAAUGAGAGGCCACAUGUACAAUGCAGCAGAUGGCGAAUUGCGAGGAACAGAACAAUCCACGCUAGAACAAGCAGUCUGCAGGCCAACGGCACUUGCCAGGGAAAAUACGUUGGAAGCCCCGAGCACACAGUGUGAGACAGCGGCAAAGCCGCUAGAGGAGACAGAACGUGGGAGACGGGAAGCGGAGGAGGAGGAGGAAGUGUGUGUGAGGAGAGAGGGAGAGGAGAGGAGACGGCGAGAGGCAGAGGUGAAGCGGCGAGAGGAGACAGAACGGAGUAGAAGGGAAGCGGAGGAGGAAGAGGGUGUUAGGAGAGAGGAAGAGGAGACGAGACGGCGAGAGGCAGAGGUGAAGCGGCGAGAGGAGACAGAACGGAGUAGAAGGGAAGAGGAGGUAGAGGAGAGUGUGAGGAGAGAGGAAGAGGAGAGGAGACGGCGAGAGGCAGAGGCGAAGCCGCUAGAGGAGACAGAACGUGGGAGACGGGAAGAGGAGGAGGAGGGUAUGACGAGAGAGGAAGAGGAGAGGAGACGGCGAGAGGCAGAGGUGAAGCGGCGAGAGGAGACAGAACGGAGUAGAAGGGAAGCGGAGGAGGAGGACGAGGGUGUGAGGAGAGAGGAAGAGGAGAGGAGACUGCGAGAGGCAGAGGCGAAGCGGCGAGAGGAGACAGAACGGAGUAGAAGGGAAGAGGAGGUAGAGGAGAGUGUGAGGAGAGAGGAAGAGGAGAGGAGACGGCGAGAGGCAGAGGCGAAGCCGCUAGAGGAGACAGAACGUGGGAGACGGGAAGAGGAGGAGGAGGGUAUGACGAGAGAGGAAGAGGAGAGGAGACGGCGAGAGGCAGAGGUGAAGCGGCGAGAGGAGACAGAACGUAGUAGAAGGGAAGCGGAGCAGGAGGAGGAAGUGUGUGUGAGGAGAGAGGGAGAGGAGAGGAGACGGCGAGAGGCAGAGGCGAAGCGGCGAGAGGAGACAGAACGGAGUAGAAGGGAAGCGGAGGAGGAAGUGUGUGUUAGGAGAGAGGAAGAGGAGACGAGACGGCGAGAGGCAGAGGCGAAGUGGGGGGAUAAAGAUGAACCGAAGAACACAGUGGAACUGAACGGUCAAGGUGGACACGCGAAGAAUCAAAAGUUCAGGCAGGCGUUACAUGAAAAGGAAGCAAUAAAGGAUAUACGGCAGAUGAAAGGGAGUUCUGCGGGUGGCGACGUCGAGGAGGUACUAGAGGGACAUGUCAGUCCCAGACCAGAUCUGGCAAGGACGAAAAAAAUUGAGAACGGUACCCCAAACCCGGAUGCCCUACGAGCACCGUCAGAUAGAUCAGACCCACCCCGGAUAUCUUUUUUCCUUUCCUCUUCUGCAUACUCCCCCGUGACCGUCAGCAGCAAUAGCAGCCGAGUACUAGCAGGUAGUUCAGAUGAAGAAGAAAAUCUUCUCUCUCAGAUUAUUUGCAACAAGAAGGCAGAGUUGGAGGUUGCUGCGCCUCUGCCUCUACUUGCCGCGACAACAGAGGAACUUCCAGCUUCCACUUCAGCUAUCAAUGAUUCGUCAGUAGGUGUCGGCGACAUGGCCGUAUCAGCGGAACAACUGUCCUUCGUAGAUGGCCAGCGCCGGUAUCACCGGCGUAAGGCUCUGACAGGAAAACAUCGGGCAGAGAGCGGCAGAGCAAGGACGUCGCCGAUAGAUAUGUUUGAGAUACAAGAACGCCAACGUGUGGAUGUAAUGGUGUUGCCUCCCACGCGGGAAGACUCGGACGUUGCUAUGCCGGAUACAAGACAAAUGGACUCAAGUUCCCAUGUAAUCGAACGUCACAUGUAUCCGGUUUUGCCAGAGACGAAGAAAUUUGGACGAAUGCGACGUGUCCCUGUUGCGCACAAUACCACAGUCCUUGGAGGUCGGGCGACUAGAACGGAUAGCAGUUCUGGAGGUUUGGGUUUCUUUGGUCGGUUGCUACGAGAUAGCGAUACUAAGCGGUUCGAUUCAUAAGGGGAUGAACUACGAGACGGAUAGACAAGAUGUUGCCAAAAUCGUUAUUUCUGUUGUUCCGGGUUGUGCCUGAAGCGGAUGCUUCCACACCCACACAAAUCCUUUACGUCCGGUAAAAACGCUGCAGCAGUUCACGAACAGCACGUGACCCGUCAAAUAUGGCACAUGACAGUGAUGACGUCUGUGACGCUCAGUGAACAGUGACGUCUCUUGAUUUACUUGCGAGUGUCGCAAGUGUAUGAUUGGCAAUUCCGGAUGGACCUGAACUCAGAGGGGUUUCCAAAUGUCAAAUA